Molecule: messenger RNA, 643 nt
Organism: Diaporthe batatas
Lineage: Eukaryota; Fungi; Ascomycota; Sordariomycetes; Diaporthales; Diaporthaceae
Exons: 2
Coding region: 112-498 (128 amino acids)
Source: RefSeq, a predicted model, not a curated record
UUUUCCCACAUGUGCACCCACUCGCUUCGCCUCCUAUGCGUUCUUCCCGAAACAUAUAGCAAGGCUUUUUUGUCGUCAUUAAACCAUACCUUCAUUUCUUGACCCUCAUUCAUGUGUGGUCUGUCUGACCUCCUCAGAGCCGCCAUCAUGCGACGUACGGUCCAGAGACAAGGCCCUCACCCGGAGCCUACCGAAAUCGUCAGCAGUACCGACGCCCAGGAGGGUCCGAUCAAAGGGUUGACCAAGGAUCCGCCAGAGAUGUUGGAAGUGAUGAUGAGGUUUCUGGACCAGUGGAUCGAAGAAGAAACAUCGAAUCCUACGCGCCGCAAGAACAUCCAGAUAUGCAAGGACUACGUCAGAGAACAUGGCUACCCAGAAGAUGACUACUACAUACGGGUAGUACAAGGAGUGGUGACGGUCCUCAAUCAAGAGCAACGCUUUGCACUGCCUCCCACGCCAAAUAGGGCAGACAAUUUUUUACUAUGCGCACCUGAGUAGGAUCAUGAUCAAUGAGUUUGAGUUGCAUUCAGCUCGAAGCCGCGCCUUGGAGGUCUGGAAAUGCCCCGUCCCACCAUUCUUACAGCGCAACUUUUAGCUUAGUAAUUUAUAACUAUAACUUAAUAAUAAACUUAUAUAAGUAAGA